CUUAUUGCUGUUAACUUCAGGAAUGUUUACUGUACGUACUAUCGAGACAGAGAUCAACUUACAUGCGGGAUUGUUACAUGUGACACAUUAGUGCCGGCAGGUGGUGAUCUGGAAGAGGAGGGCCUGGACAUAAAACUACCUCGCGGUUGGUAUCGAAUUGGAACGAUGCAGGUUCGACACGACUCAUCUUGGUUUAACCUGUAUCGACGUCGUGCAACUGGCUUUGGUUAUUGGGAUUUCUAUACCAACAUCCCGGAAAGGAAUUGUGCGGGCGGGUUUGGGAUUCAUGCUGGUGAAAAUAUUCCUGGAACUGUAACUGUGAAAGAAAAGCGAUGUUUUGACAGAAUUGUAACCCAAAUAGAGCGUAAGACUACCAGUGAAAAGUUUGAUGUCUUGCAAUGCAGGAAGUGCUUAUUCAACAGUUGCUGGUUGGGUACGAGAAUACUUCCAGCGCAGAGAGAGUAUCUGACAAAUUUAAGAUCGGUUUGA
Messenger RNA from Enterobius vermicularis (human pinworm), 489 nucleotides. The record is from the annotation of a GenBank genome assembly. NCBI's taxonomy places the organism in Eukaryota, Metazoa, Nematoda, Chromadorea, Rhabditida, Oxyuridae.